Molecule: messenger RNA, 393 nt
Organism: Aureococcus anophagefferens
Lineage: Eukaryota; Pelagophyceae; Pelagomonadales; Pelagomonadaceae
Exons: 1
Biological process (GO): formation of translation preinitiation complex; translation reinitiation
Molecular function (GO): mRNA binding; translation initiation factor activity
Source: RefSeq, a predicted model, not a curated record
AUCUACUGCCCCGUCAACGGCCUGCCGCCGGAGUACGCCGAGUUCGGCCCGGACUACGAGAAGUCCAUGGAGUGGAUCAAGGCCAACUGCCCGCACCUGCUGCCCGCGGGCGACGACGACGCGCCGGGCGGCGCGAAGAAGAGCGGCAAGCGCGGCGGCGGCAUCCUGCGCAAGAAGGCCGUCGCCGAGGAGAAGCAGCGCGUGACCAUCGCCGUCGAGGUGCGGUCGAAGAAGAAGUCCGUGACCGUCGUCGAGGGCCUCGAGACGCUCGGCGUCAAGCUGAAGGACGCGGCCAAGUGCUUCGGCAAGAAGUUCGCCGCGUCGAGCUCCGUCAAGGAGAAGGACAGCGGCGGCAUGGAGAUCGUCAUCCAGGGCGACGUCUCCUACGACCUG